This is a messenger RNA of Coffea eugenioides, 630 nucleotides long. RefSeq names its product probable 2-oxoglutarate-dependent dioxygenase At3g50210. The transcript has 8 exons. Gene Ontology annotation, molecular function: dioxygenase activity. NCBI's taxonomy places the organism in Eukaryota, Viridiplantae, Streptophyta, Magnoliopsida, Gentianales, Rubiaceae. The record is from RefSeq and is a predicted model, not a curated record. The coding region runs from base 1 to 630 and encodes 209 amino acids.
AUGAAGGCUGGGGAGGGUACGCAGUCCAUGACCACCCUGGAACCAAGUCAUCCGCCGAAUUUCAAAAAAUUGAUGGAGGAGUAUAUCAACUUUUGCACAGAGCUGUCUAGAAAAAUUAUGCGGGGUAUAGCUCUGGCAUUGGGUGGAUCACCAGUUGAAUUUGAAGGGACAAUAGCCGGUGAUCCAUUUUGGGUGCUGCGUAUAAUUGGCUACCCUGGUGUCUCCCCUGCAAAUGGCCAAGACAUGCCAAAAAAUGUUGGAUGUGGAGCUCAUACGGUGAUUGGUCUGGUGACGUUAGUCAAUCAAGAUGAUGGUAUUACUGCUCUUCAGGUAAAAAACCUUUCUGGAGAGUGGAUAUCAGGACCACCCAUUCCUGGGACAUUUGUUCGCAAUAUCAGUGACAUGCUGAAGAUUCUAUCCAAUGGCCUUUAUGAAUCAACAUUGCAUCGGGUGACUAACAACUCUCCCAUUUAUCGGGUCUGCGUGGCCUACUUUUAUGAGCCAAAUUAUGAUGCUGUAAUAGAGCCAUUGGAUGUAAGCGUAAAACAAACUGGUGGAACCACGAGGUUUGAAGGUGCUGUUUACGGUAAACACUUGGUCAGUAAAGUCCUGACAAAUUUCAUAUACUGA